AUGUGGGCUCUACUUGGUAUUCUGGUCGGAUUGUCUAACAGCACAACCACAACUACAACUACUUUGGAUCUGUCAGAUAUUAGCUGCCGGAUCGCCACAACGGAAUCCGCUCAAACCACCUACAUAUAUCGCUGUUUUAGCUGCCCCGCAGCUAAUUCGGUUACUUACCAGACUUUGGAACAGAAGCUGUAUCGUUGUGUGGCUUCGCAGUUGCCCAGCUGUAUGCGCAGCAUAGAAGCUCACGAGAUCGAGCCAAUUCGUCAGACAAGUAGCAUGAGUAUUUUUCACAUACCCGCCGGUGACGCUGGACAGCCUUUGGUGCGCCGAAUCUUGGACAUGCUGAAUCCUCAACAGACGCGGCGACAUUUCCAUAAAUAUCUGUUCGUGUGGCCAGAAGCUAGUGAGCAACAGCUAAGGCAACUGUUUGAGGAAUGUUGGCGAAAGCAAUUGCUCUUCGCUUUGGCAAUAACCCAACCGGAGAAUAUUUACGAUUUCCAGCCUUUUGGUGACGAAGGACUGCAACUGAAAAAGGUAUCCAGUGAUGUCAACUACUACAUUGACAAGUUGAGGAAUUUGCAUGGCCAUGAGCUCCGGUUUUCUAUGUUCACUCAUCCGCUGCGGGCCCAGCCGCUUACGCCUGUGGAGAGCGCAGGCUUUGAAGCUAUUGAUGGGUCCGUUGCGCGACUUUUGGCCAAAAAACUAAAUGCCACAGCUCGCUAUGUGGUGCCGCGAGAUGGUGAAGCCUAUGGACGUUGCCUGGACAAUGGCAGUUUCACGGGCGUCGUGCAGGACUUGGUAAAUGGCGAAACGCAUAUUGCACUCAAUAUACGCUUUGUUUUGGAAUGCAUGAUGCCGUUCCUAGAAUCGCUAUAUCCAUACACUCGAACCAUUCUCUGCUUAGUGGUUCCGGCGGCAGGACUGCAGCCGGAAUAUCGUAUCUUUGUGACCGCUUUUCGGAAUUCCGUUUGGCACCUGCUACUGGCCAAUUUCUUGAUUGCCUUUGUGCUUUUCGUCCUGUUACAGUUGGUGCUAUGUCGCAUUGUCGGAGAUGCAAGUUCCCACUGGUACGAUGUUUUUGAAAUGCUCUUCAAGACGCAUUUGGGCCAACCCGUCGAUCGUUUCUCGCCAAUUAGCUCGCUACGCGCAUUUCUCAUUGGAUGGAUUCUAUUCAGCUAUGUGUUGACUUCUUUAUACUUUGCCAAGCUGGAGAGCAGCUUUGUCCGGCCAAGCUAUCAGCCAGAGAUAGAUAUGCUCGAUGAGUUCUCACCAGUUGGUCUGCGUGUACACGGAAUAGAUACCAUGUUUGAGGCUGUCAACUUAUCACUUUCGGAGCGACAUUAUCGUCUGCUUACAGCCAAUCACCGAGUGCAUCCUCUUCAGGAGAGUGAACAGUUCUUUGAGCUGUUAAUCAGCCGUCGUUAUAAAAAAGAUGUCUUUAUUAUGCGUGCUGAUAAAGCUAAAGAAUUCCUUGCACUCACCUUCAAUGCAGAGGCGGAACGUCCCGCCUACCACAUUGUCAAGCAAUAUCUGAGAUCUAUGCCGAGCACCUAUGUCCUGCCGCUGGGCUCACCAUUUCUAUACAAGUUUCAGCAAAUAUUAAGUAAUUUAUAUGAGCACGGUUUUUUCGAGUACUGGUUGCGCAUGGAUGAUGUGCACCGGAGUCGUACCUCUCAAUCCGAUGAGUUUUUUGAGGAUCUUGGCGAGCAGACCGAACUAGAAGCAGAUGAGGAUGCUGCAGAUCCCGAAGAGUGGCGCCAAAAACGAGUCGUUCUCACUUUGGACAUUCUACAGGGCGCAUUUUAUUUGUGGACCAUUGGCAUUAUUGUGAGCAUAGUUGGCUUUCUACUGGAGCAGGGCUAUUUCCACUGGCACCGCUUGCACCUUAGUUAAUUGUAACUUCGAAUCAUAACAAUUAAAUCAUUAAAAAUAAUUUAGCUGCUAGCAUUACAUUGAUAUAUGU
Molecule: messenger RNA, 1960 nt
Organism: Drosophila montana
Lineage: Eukaryota; Metazoa; Arthropoda; Insecta; Diptera; Drosophilidae
Gene: Ir68b
Product: Ionotropic receptor 68b
Exons: 1
Coding region: 1-1890 (629 amino acids)
Source: RefSeq, a predicted model, not a curated record